AUGACAAUAAAAACGUAUACCACCGGGCCAUCCGGUUACGCUGUAGACUCAGGUACCAUAAGCGGCUUCACCACAAGUUCGCGCGGCGAGGACGGAAAAUUCAUUGGAGGCUACAACCGAGGCACGACAAAAUACAUUCCAAGCGAGUACGACGUCUACCAAGGAUCGAUUUCCGGCGGCGAUUACUCCAGAACGCAGCAGGGUUAUAGUUCAACAAUUUCCGGUUUCGAUUACUCGAAGACGCGACAGGGUUACGGCUCGACCCAAUCACCGCUGGCUGUAACGACGUACUCAGGAGUUUACUCGAAGCCAUCGCCGGUGAUCACGUAUCAAACCACCGCAAAGUCAACAGCGGUGGGUAAGGGUAAAGUAAUUGUCAAGUGGAGCGAUUUGCAUCCCAUCUUGCUGGGGAAACUCGGAGCCGAAUGUACCUGUCGAGGAGAUCCGUUCGCAAACCUCAGAGGACCAGGCUCGAAAUUGAUCAAUUCCUCAAAGGGCAAAGUGGAUUUGGCUAAUUACGACGAGUCGGACAUCUACGUAGAUCUUGAGAAAGAGAAUUCCUACGAGGAAGGCGAUUAUUCUAGCCGCGAGUAUCAAGGACCUGUUAAAAUCUGGAACAAUCAGAUACCCAAGAUUCCCAGUUCUGAAAUUCAAGAGAAACCUUCUUCCACUUAUCUGCCAAGCGUGACUCCGUCCGCAGGUCUGGGAGCCCGCGCCAGCGUUUCAGGAUUUUCCAACCGCGGAUUCGCUGCCAAUUUCAGAGCCGGGAAGAGCCUGAACAGCGUCAGUAACACCAACUCGUUCAACGCUGUUGCAAACAAAAAUUCUUCUGUGGAACAGCCAGCGUUCGGCGAGUCAGAAGAGGUAAUCGACGGAGUGACUAACUGCGCCAGGCCAGGUUUGUUCAGACAUCCUAACUUCUGUAACAAGUUCUACGCUUGUCAUUGGGACGAGUGGAAGAAGAAGUUCACUCUCCACGUGUUCAACUGCCCGGUGCAUUUGACUUUCGACAAUGGGGUGAGCGCGUGCAACUGGCCCAGCAUGGGGCCCGCUUGUCAAGACGAUAAUUUGUUAGUUUAGGACGGCGUACAGUAGCACAGCACGAUCUUUCGAGCAAACAUACAAGUAUCGUUAGAACAGGCACUCGAGGAGUCGAAAUCUUAUCUGGCUCUUCAGUUAACGAUAUCCAAAACACAUGUUAAAUUAACACGCUAUUAUGUGUGCUAAAAUCUUAUCGUAUUUCUUUGCCAAAAUAGGAAUGAUAAAAAAGCAAUUAUUAUUUUUGCUAAUUUUUUAAAAUUCAACUGCAUGCAUCAUUUGAUUUUACUUUGCAAUUAUUCAUAAUCGCAAGAUCGUAUCCGGAUGACAAUAGCGUGAGGCAGCGUUCAAUUAUAACUCGAUAACGGUUAAUUCUGAAUUUCCUACCGCGUGCGCACGUGGUCGCAAAUGCUUUCACGGAAAGGAGACAAAGAAGAAGAAAGAUCCAAGGCGAUCGAGGUAGUGCCGCGAUGCGAAAGUGCGCCGAGGCCCGACCGACUGUCCACCGAGUGAAAGUCAAGCUGUGCUCGCCGAUCCAAAUCGCCCGCGACCGAGACAAGUCGAGCGCGAUUUAUUAUCUGUAAAUAUGAGUACUUAUCAAAAUUUGUAAAUGUCCCUACUUAUCAAAAUUUGUAAAUAAUGCCCUUUGGAGAAAGAGAGGAAAAUCGAAUCCGCGAAGAAGAAAUUCCAAAAAACGGUAAAAAUAUGUCUAGUACUUAAUCUAUAAUUAUUACUAUUGCCUCUAUAAAUUAUUAUCAAUUUAUAUUCCCUUUUAAAAUUGGCAAUUUAAAUCUUGUAUGUAUGUAUAAUUAUUUAGAAAAGGGAGGUACGAUUUUCGCAUGACAAUUGAACCCUUCGAUUCGUUUACUUUCUUUUCCGGAUUUCUCGCUUCCUGGCAAUCGGCGAGAAAUUUACUUUUAACGUUCUUACGCGCUACUUAAGCUUGCCUUGAUAUUCUGUGUUCAUUCUCGUUCCUAUUCUCUACUUCCCUCACCCACCCCCCGCUUCCUCUCGAUGCAAUUAUUAUUUAUUUCACCGCCUGUUUACUACCCUAGGAUUUAAGAGUACCGUAAAUCCUUCGCGGAAAUCAACGACAUUUUUGUUGCGUCGACGAGAAUCUUUUUUUUUUAUUACUCUCCUCUUUGCACACUUAGAUCGAAGCUUCGAUAAUCGUGCCAUUUUAUGGUUAUCUAAAUGUAAUAAUACGAACUUAUAAUAAAUAUAAUUGUACAAAAAUCAA
Ceratina calcarata is the source of this 2278-nucleotide messenger RNA. RefSeq lists its product as uncharacterized. The transcript is spliced from 2 exons. The coding region runs from base 1 to 1080 and encodes 359 amino acids. The record is from RefSeq and is a predicted model, not a curated record. NCBI's taxonomy places the organism in Eukaryota, Metazoa, Arthropoda, Insecta, Hymenoptera, Apidae. Gene Ontology annotation, cellular component: extracellular region. Gene Ontology annotation, molecular function: chitin binding.